UGAAAUCGGGGUUGAAAAUCUUGGCUGGAAUUACUGCUCGAUAUCCAGUCAAAUCCAAUAUCUGAUACACGGUGCCAUCAACCCUGUGACAUUUCUGCGUAACGUGAUGAUGCUUAUACCAGCUUGGAGAUGUUCAGCAGACAUUCAGCGUUAUCGCUAAUAAUGUCAAUAUAGGUUCAGUGUCUGGUAUCCAAUCCUCAAAGCCUUUACAUUGUGUCAUAUUGAAAAUGGGGGAAAAAUGGGGUGAGUAUCCGUAACGCUCGUUAUUCUCAGUGUAGAGCUCUUUAAGGGGGCAGGUUUUAUUGAGCUUUCUGGAGUGUUUGAAUAUUUUGCUUGAUUUUUCAUAUUAGCAGUAAAGCAAUAAGAUAUGUAUAUAUCAAACACAAAUAUAAUUUUUACCGUUCAUACAGUAGCUGGUUAUUGUACAUGGUAUAAGCUUAUGCCAUGCUGAGGAAGUCAAAUUGUUUGAAAUCUUACAUGUUCUAAAAUAAAACUACACAAUACCUUGUACACGUUAUAAAAUAGCAGUACACAGUACACCCUGUCCUAAAAAAAGGCUCCAGGUUGUUAAUUACCAUGGAGGUUGGUGAUUGAAGACUUCGAAGCCAGAAGCAUAGGAGGAGGAAGCCAGCAUUGGGUCAAUGUGAAUGCUUUGUUUAUACCAAGUGAGGUUACUUUUUUUCCUCUGAUGUGAAUAACUUUGUAUUUAAAAGCAGAUGACUCAAAGCUGUAUUGUUUUACAGGAAGUCUGUUUGUCAUUGAAUUGCAUUUUGAGUAAUUGGUCAAGGAUUUUAUUGACAUCAUCUCCUGGCGUAAUGUGAAAGCACCCAUGAUGUUCAAAGCCUUUGCGUUUUUAAAAAAUGUUUUUUGUUCUUCUGUGUUUAACUAUUGACUAAUGAGCUUUUGAGCAGUCUUGCUGAUAUUUUUUUCAUUUGCUAGUCUGCCACUAUGAUUUUUCAUGAAUGUUCAACUAUUUAUUAUAUGACAUGUUCUUCUACGCCUCCUAGAAAUGUUGCAGCUUUUUGGCAGUUGAUUUAACACCGAGAUCAUUUUGAAAAGUUCUAUUAGGCAAAUGUGGUGGCAUGACUUCCUCUUGGACUGUUAAUGAUCUAGAAGAUUAAAAAGAAAACAAGCUGUGUUUGUGUGAUGUCAAAAUACUCUCAGAUGCAGGACAGGAAUAUUUUCAGUGUUCUGAACCCCUAUUUGUUCCUUUGCUCUGUUUGUUGACCGUUAAAGUGAACCAUGCCAUAGAAAACCUUGGUGGAAACUUUUUUUUUUAAUGCCAUGUUUAGGCUUCAGCCAGACAACAGAUACCACCAUACAGCUGUAGAGUUUGUUCAGAUGCUCAAGAAAUACAGUUGUUGUCAGCAUUAAAGGCUGAGAAUUACAACACUAUUAAAACCUGAAUCUGACUAUCAUACAGUUUCCUGCUGUUCAGGAUUUAAAAUGUAACCUUGUUUGAAUGGUUUUCAGGAAGAAGAUACAUGAUUUUUGUCACCAACAUUGUUGAAAAUGUACACACGAAGAUAUUAAUCUUUUUUUUAUUGAUUAGGCUGUUGUGGCCAUUGAGGACCUCCAUGUCUGAAUAUAGUUGUUGUAAUGCCUCUGGCUUGUUAGCUUCCUGCGCAGAUUGUGAGAUUUAAGGCAGACAUCUGUUGAUCCCUUGCAGGCGGCCUGCACAUUUAAUCCCUCGUGUCGAGGCGAGGGAAAAUGCGACCCCCACCAGGAGCUGAUAGUGUCUGUGUGACCGGUGCCCAACCCUCUCUGCUUCUUGGCACCUUGGGAUCCUGUCCACAUUUGUGCUAGAAUAUUGACCAAGAGGCUGGACAUUUUGGAGAGCUGGAAAACUGGUGACUAGUUGAAGGAGCUCAUUGCUAUCUCCUAUAUGAUGGCCAACGCAGUUGGCAAUGCAACUCUGUGUGGUGAUUUAAAGGCUUUUCUGAGUAACCAAAACCUACCAAAAGGUAACAUUUCUCUUGUAGCACCGUCCAACUAUAGCUCUGUCACCAAGAUCACUUUAGGAGCAGUGAACUCUAAUGUCGGCGCACCGAUGAUUAUAAGCACUCCUCAGAGGGUGACUCACCCAGGAAGUAUCCUCAUCGGCAGCCCCUUCACGCCACACACUACACCUGCUGCCAUGGUUACACAAGCAUGCCCUCCAGAAGGCAACGAAUGGACACCAGGGAACAAGAAACGGACACAUGACUUUAUAGACUCCUAUUACUCUGACAGGGAUGGACUGUGCUCCAGUGACUCCUCAUCAAGUAAGAGGAUGAAGAAAGUUGAUAAGAAAGGAAAGGGGCUCAGGCACUUCUCCAUGAAGGUGUGUGAGAAGGUGCAGAUGAAAGGCACUACGUCCUAUAAUGAGGUGGCUGAUGAACUGGUGGCAGAGUUCACCCACGCCAGCAACCUAGCAGCUACAGAUUGUCAGGCGUACGAUCAGAAAAACAUCCGCAGGCGUGUAUAUGAUGCACUGAAUGUGUUGAUGGCCAUGAACAUAAUCUCAAAAGAGAAGAAGGAGAUUCGCUGGAUUGGUCUUCCCACUAACUCAGCACAGGAAUGUCGCAACCUGGAGAUGGAGAAGCAGAAGCGGCUGGAAAGAAUCCAGCAGAAAAGAAGCCAGCUAGAGGAGCUUAUACUACAGCAGAUAGCCUUUAAGAACCUGGUGAAGAGGAAUCAGGCCAACGAAGCGGCUUCAAAAUCCCGACCUCCACCCGGCUCUGUCAUUCAGCUGCCAUUUAUCAUUCUCAAUACAGACGUGCGCACAGUCAUCGACUGCUCCAUCUCCAGUGACAAAUGUGAAUACCUCUUUAACUUUGACAACAUGUUUGAGAUCCAUGAUGACAUUGAGAUCCUAAAGCGUAUGGGUAUGUCUCUGGGGCUGGAGAAUGGCACAUGCACCGCAGAGAACCUCAGUGUGGCCAAGUCUCUUGUGCCCAAAUCAUUAGAGAGUUAUGUCACAGGUAUGGCAAAGAAAUCCAACAGAACCACUCCCAAUUAUACAAGUCACAGCAGCACUGCUCCUUCGUACAACUCCGAAUCUCGGGGUCAGACACCCAGCUCUUUCAACGAGGAGGAGGAUGACGACGAUGAUGAAGAUGACGACGAUGAUGAGGAGGAUGAGCCCUCUUCUCCAGAAUGAUCUCGGAAAACAGUGUGCUGACGCCUUAUGCUUCUCUGAGACUCGGCCUCUGUCUCGCCGUUUGACUUUCUGCCAAAUCCACAGGUGGACUGAGACACUGGGAAUAAGCUUCCACUUGCUUGUGAUGUGAUAUUCCAAACUCUCCAUCUGUUUAACCCUCUAGAUAUUGAUCUCUAUUUUUAUCGAUCUUGUGCAUCCACACGUGCACACACACAGGUUUUAUAUCUCGAGGAGGAUUGAUCAGUAGUGUGCUAAUGGUGCUUUUCCUUCUAGCAAACCUCAGGUCAGGCAUGAGGAGGGAGUAAGUACUGGCAGGAAUUUCACAUCGACAGCUUUCAAUUGGUCUUCAUACUGCCUCAAAACCUCACUCAGUAAAGUCUCAUUGUAUUUAUUACUGUCCUAUUAUAAGAUGAACUCAUUAUCAUUGUAAUUUCUUGUUUAGACAACAGCUAAUGCUUUAUUGUUUGUUUUUUUUGGUUGCAUCUCCCCCACAUGCACUGUUAAGAAGUCGAUAGUUUAACUGUCUCCAUGUUCACAGUUUGGAAGGAAUUUGUGUGCUUUUCAGAUAAGGGGAAAAAAAAAAGAUUUGUUUGUUUUUCUAAGAUUCUUCUCAAUUUUGUUGUGCAUUACCUAGUUACUUCAUUUCUUGCCAUUUACUACAAUAGAAUGAAAUGGGGGGGGGGAAUGAAAUUACCAUAAUGAGAUUAGCAUAUUUGUCUGGGUACACAUGCCCUGAAGAGACACAUGCUAGGGAGUGAAGUGUUUUUGUAAGUGUGAUGUGUAGAGUAGCAUCUUCUGCUAAUGUCUGUUUUUGUUGCUAGGAUAUGAAAAUGGUCGAGACCAGGGUCAUUUCCCUCUUUGACCUACGCAGGUCAGCAUUUUAAGCCUGGAAUCUUAUUUGAAAAUUUAUAAGAAUAAUAUUAUUACUUGUCGUUUUCUCUGAGGGUUCCUACUUUGGUUUGGAAAUGUAAUUCAGUAUGUAUAUGUAUACAUAAACGUAUAAUUUUGGUUACCUCUUUGUGUCUUCAGCAAAUUCUUUUUCUGUACAACCAGCCAUUUAAAAAUGAUUAUUAUUUGUGCAGAAUUCAAUUACUCUGGAAAGUUUAGAAAAGUUCCUACUGCCUGCUUUACCUAUUACAAUAUUAACUCUUUUAUGUAACUGAUCUAGUCUUCCUGUAUUGGUGGACCUGACUGAAGACUAUCAUUGAUUUCAGGGAUUAAAGGCAGACUUUAUGCUUUGUUCUUAACACAGAGCUCACACGAAAAACACUGUUUCUCCGGAUAAAAACCUGAACAUUUGAGUGUAGUACACAUCAGGUUAACAUGUACUUGACACUAAUACUGAAGUAUGUGACAAAAAAUACAAUUCAAUAUAUUGCAUUUCUACAAAAUGUAAACUGAUAUCACAUGAUCAAGCAGCUCAAAAAAGAUCUAGAUGAUACACAUACAGUUUUAUUAAAAAGUCUUAAAAAUUCACAAAUGCAAAAUUGCCCAUGCACUCCGGGUGGGAGGGAUGGUAUACUCUCUCGCCUCUGUCAAUCACACUGACAUUAACCAUUGGUGGGUGUCUGUGAGCUCAUGUAUGUGUGCAGCCAGUGCUUUCCUCUGCAUGUGUUACACUGCCCUGUAAUGCAGCAAGAGCAGCAGUUCAAAAAGACUGUCCUGGAGGAAGCAUAUGUUAGUCUUCACACUCCUCACUUGGUAGCUGCCAUAUGAUCUGGAGAGCUUGCUGGCGGCCUAAUUAGGAAGAAAAUGGGGAAGAAAAAAUGUCUCCGCUACUAAAUAUCACCUUGUAAUGCUUUAGCGAAAAUGGCAAAACUUUCAUGUAUAUGGAAUUUCUAACUCCGUUUUCACUAUUCUAAAGGUUUUCUGCCAAAAGACUUCCUCAUAAGCUCAGUUUUUCUAAGAGCACUGACAUUCUGCAGUAAAUUACUGAGCACUAACGAUGAUAAUGGUGGUGUGACAGAGAAUUAAUCUUUUAAUUUUUUGUUUAAUGUUUGUUUUCUCAAUCCAGUUUUUUAAAUAAAUACAUCAGGGCUUUCUGGUAUCUUAUCACAUCAAAAGAAAAAUAUUCUGAAGUAAAAAAAGAUAUCAUAAAGAAACAUCAUGGGGUAUUAUCUGGGUUACUUGAAAAAUAAUCCUAAAUCUGCCUAUUUUAUGGGGGCCAAGAUAUUUGUCCCAAAAUGUUUCACUUAUAUUAUGCUUGUAAUAUAAGUGAAAUUCACUUAUAUUACUUAUAUUAUAUUAAAUAUGACUAUUUAA
Molecule: messenger RNA, 5404 nt
Organism: Ictalurus furcatus (blue catfish)
Lineage: Eukaryota; Metazoa; Chordata; Actinopteri; Siluriformes; Ictaluridae
Gene: tfdp2
Product: transcription factor Dp-2
Exons: 14
Coding region: 1886-3142 (418 amino acids)
Biological process (GO): regulation of cell cycle; regulation of transcription by RNA polymerase II
Cellular component (GO): transcription regulator complex; nucleus
Molecular function (GO): DNA-binding transcription factor activity, RNA polymerase II-specific; RNA polymerase II transcription regulatory region sequence-specific DNA binding
Source: RefSeq, a predicted model, not a curated record